This is a messenger RNA of Diatraea saccharalis (sugarcane borer), 1251 nucleotides long. The record is from the annotation of a GenBank genome assembly. NCBI's taxonomy places the organism in Eukaryota, Metazoa, Arthropoda, Insecta, Lepidoptera, Crambidae.
UUGUCUUCUGUAACGGUUAACUACUUGCUUUUUCUAAAAUAGUGGAGAAUUACUCAUUAUUAGCUGAAUAUGACUGCAACAACGAUAAAAAACGAAGUGGAAGAACUCGAAGCGAAAAUAAUCAGCCACGAAGCCUACGGAAAUCCAUAUUAUAAAUGGUCACCACGCGAUUUUGAGCUGGGUUCCGGAUUGGGUCGAGGCAAAUUUGGACAUGUACACGUCGCCAGAGAAAAGAAAACUGGGUAUCUCGUUGCUAUCAAGGCUCUAUUCAAGUCGCAGAUAUCCAAGUCUAAGUGUGAACGGCAAGUGUUAAGAGAGAUUGAGAUUCAGUCUCAUUUAAAACACCCAAAUAUUCUACGACUGCUCACAUGGUUCCAUGAUGAAAGACGCAUAUAUUUAGUAGUGGAGUUUGCAGCUGGUGGUGAACUGUACAAACACUUGACAAAUUCACCUAAAGGCCGUUUCCCUGAACCUAGAGCUGCCAAAUAUAUAUAUCAGGUUGCAGAUGCAGUGGAAUAUUGUCAUCAGCACCAUGUUAUACACCGAGAUAUAAAGCCAGAAAAUAUAUUGGUUGCAUUUAAUGGUGAUCUCAAAUUGGCCGAUUUUGGUUGGUCAGUGCAUGCACCAUCGGAAAGGCGCAAAACAAUGUGUGGCACUCUUGAUUAUCUACCUCCAGAGAUGGUGAAGAGGGAAGUGUAUGACGUCACCGUAGACCACUGGUGUAUCGGAGUGUUGUUAUAUGAAUUUUUAGUUGGUAAACCCCCUUUUGAAAGUGAGGGCCAGGACAAGACUUACCAAAGAAUCAUCAUGUUAGACAUGACCUACCCUAGUCAUGUACCAGAAGGAGCCAAAGAUCUUAUCUCGAAGCUUCUCCGACCAUCAAGCAAAGAGAGAUUAUCAUUGGACAGUGUCAAGAAACACUACUGGGUGCAACAAUUUUAUAACACCGCAUCAUAACAUUUAAUCUUAUUUAAGUUAGUAUUAGAAUUUUGUUUUAUUUCCCUAAUUAUUAUUAUUAAAUCAAUACACAUAUCUAAAUUUCAUAUUUUUAUUGAUUAUAUAAUAUAUUUUCAAUCACAGAUCGUAACCAAACUUUUUAAUCCACUUAAGUCCAUCUUUGCUAUUGUUAGCUGGUUUGUACUCUAGUCCGAUCCAAUCGUUGUAUCCAUGGUUAUCCAAUUGCUUUAGUACAUAUUCAUAAUUUAUCUCGCCGGGAGUAUCGGGCUCAUUUCUAUUAGGUACUUGAGCUAU